Messenger RNA from Pseudoliparis swirei, 3457 nucleotides. It is a transcript of the gene thbs4a, whose product is annotated as thrombospondin 4a. Gene Ontology annotation, molecular function: calcium ion binding. The record is from RefSeq and is a predicted model, not a curated record. NCBI's taxonomy places the organism in Eukaryota, Metazoa, Chordata, Actinopteri, Perciformes, Liparidae. Gene Ontology annotation, cellular component: extracellular region. The transcript has 23 exons. Bases 173 to 3028 code for a protein of 951 amino acids. Gene Ontology annotation, biological process: cell adhesion.
UUUAAGAGCGCUGUCUCCACAGCACCAUCUCACACCGUGCUUGAGCAUCUGGAUUUUUUCUUCAUUCUGGGUUAAAUUAGACGGUUUAAUCCGUGAUAGGUUUAAGGAAACUCCAAUUCUUUCCUCGGGAGCUCUGCCUCUGCUGAUGCGCGUCUCCGCCUGAAGCCGGAGGAUGGGCGCGUGCGCCCGCGCGGCGGCUCUGGCUCUGGUGCUGCAGCAGCUCGUGCUCUCGGUCGCAGCUCAAGGCAUGAUCUACGACCUGCUGGUGUCUCCAGACUGCCUGCCAGACUUGCUCCAGGGAAGCCUGAAGAACAAAGGGCGAGAUGAGGCCUUCCUCCUCUCGUCCUUCCGGCUCCACAGCAAGGCCCCCACCCCCCUCUACAGUGUCAUCAACCCCAAAGACAACACCAAGUACCUGGAGGUCAGCGUGCAGGCCAAGAUGAGCAAGGUCACCAUUCGCUACCAGAGGACCGACGGCAGAUUCGUCACGACCGGUUUCAAACACGCUUCCCUGGCAGACGGCCGAGACCACCACAUGAUGCUGCACGCCAGCGGUCUGCAGGGCGGCCCGCCGCGCCUCGACGUCUACGUAGACUGCCGACUGGUCCACAGUCUGGAGGAUCUGCCCGCUGCGUUCGGGUCGCUCCCUUCUGGUCCCAACAAGAUCGCACUUCGGACCCUGCAGUCCAGCGCACAGGAUGAGCUGACGGACCUGAAGCUGGUGAUCGAGGACACCGUGGACAACGUGGCGACGCUGCAGGACUGCAGCACGGAUCAGAGUGAAUCCCUGCAGCUGCUGAGCAUCCAGGGAGGCCGGCCGGCCCACGACCAGGCCGCCAUGCGGGAGCUGAAGAGCAUGGUAUCUGAGAUGAAGGAGCUGCUCCUCAAGCAGAUUAAGGAGACAACUUUUCUGAGGAAUACCAUCACAGAGUGUCUUCCCUGUGGUCUCGGGGGCAAUCCGACCCACCCGGGUCCGACUCCCAGUCCCGCGCAGUCCGUCCUGCAGCCCCAGCCUCUGACUCAGUGCCCACCCGGCGCCUGCUUCAGACAGGACAUGUGCGUCCGCUCCGAGUCCGGGGGGUUCCGGUGCGGCCCGUGUCCCGACGGGUACGCAGGAGACGGGGCGCACUGUGACGACGUCGAUGAGUGCCAGUUGCAUCCGUGCUACCGUGGCGUCCGGUGUGUAAACACUGCUCCGGGGUUUGGCUGUGAGGCCUGCCCUGUGGGGUACAGCGGCCCGGAGAUCAGUGGAGUCGGAGUUUCCUACGCCGAGUCCCACAAACAGGCGUGUCACGAUAUCGAUGAGUGUCUGGGUCCGACAGUGAACGGAGGCUGCGCUGCCAACUCUCGCUGCUCCAACACGGACGGCUCCUUCCGCUGCGGAGAGUGUGACACCGGCUUCACCGGAGACCAGACGAGGGGCUGCACGAGGCUUUGCCCCGACGGGCGGCCCGACCCGUGUGACGCCCACGCCCAGUGUGUCGUGGAGAGAGACGGCAGCGUCAGCUGUGAGUGUGGCGUUGGUUGGGCAGGUAAUGGCUAUGUGUGUGGAAAGGACACCGAUAUCGACGGAUACCCUGACGAUAAGCUCCAGUGCAGAGACAACAACUGUAAGCAGGACAACUGUGUCUUUGUGCCAAACUCUGGCCAAGAGGACGCAGACAGGGACGCGCUGGGUGACUCCUGUGAUGACGAUGCAGACAGCGACGGCAUCACUAACGUCGAUGACAACUGCUGGCUCGUCCUCAACGUGGACCAAAGGAACAGCGAUCAGGAUCUCCUUGGCGACGCCUGUGACAACUGCAGAACACUUGAAAAUCCCUCGCAGAGAGACACAGAUCAGGACGGGCUGGGAGACGAAUGUGAUGACGAUAUGGACGGGGACGGCUUUAAGAAUAUCCUGGACAACUGCCAGCAAGUCCCCAACGCCGACCAGGAGGACAGAGACGCCGACGGGGUGGGAGACGCCUGUGACAGCUGUCCAGACGUUGCCAACACCAACCAGUCGGACUCAGAUGACGACCUUGUGGGAGAUACCUGCGACGACAACAUAGACAGUGACGGAGAUGGCCACCAGAACACGAAAGACAACUGUCCCACAGUCAUCAACUCCUCCCAGCUGGACACCGACAAGGAUGGAAUGGGAGACGAAUGCGACGAUGACGACGAUAACGACGGCGUAACGGACGACGACGACAACUGCCGACUCGUCGUCAACCCGGAGCAGGAGGACGCAGACGAGAACAACGUUGGAGACGAAUGCGAAGGAGACUUUGACAAAGACAACGUGAUCGAUGUCAUCGACCACUGCCCAGAGAACGCUGAGGUCUCCCUGACCGACUUCAGAGCCUAUCAAACCGUCGUGCUGGAUCCAGAGGGGGACUCUCAGAUCGACCCCAACUGGGUGGUCCUGAAUCAGGGCAUGGAGAUAGUCCAGACCAUGAACUCUGACCCCGGCCUCGCGGUCGGCUACACGGCGUUCAGCGGGGUCGACUUCGAGGGAACGUUCCACGUCAACACGGUGACGGACGACGACUACACCGGCUUCAUCUUCAGCUACCAGGACUCCUCCUCCUUCUACGUGGUGAUGUGGAAGCAGACGGAGCAGACCUACUGGCAGGCCGCGCCCUUCAGAGCCGUCGCCGACCCGGGAAUCCAACUCAAGGUAGUGAAGUCAAAGACCGGUCCUGGUGAGUAUCUGAGGAACUCCCUCUGGCACACAGGAGACACCCCCGAUCAGGUGCGGCUCCUGUGGAAGGACCCCAGGAACGUUGGCUGGAAGGACAAGGUGUCUUACCGCUGGUUCCUGCAGCACCGACCACAGGUCGGAUACAUCAGGGCUCGUUUCUUUGAGGGGUCCAAACUGGUGGCGGACACCCACGUGAUCAUUGACACCAGCAUGAGAGGCGGGAGGCUGGGCGUGUUCUGCUUCUCCCAGGAAAACAUCAUCUGGUCCAACCUGAAGUACCGUUGCAACGACACGAUUCCUGCUGACUACGAGGAUCUCACUGCCCAGAACACAGAGUGAAGCCAGAGGGCAGCGAUCCAUGAGGAAAACACUCGAGCCGCUGAAGACGUGGAUGAAAGCAGAGCUGCAGACGGGGAGGGAAACAGAUUAUUGAGAGGGAACAUGGACAGUUCUGGUGAAGGUAUUUUAACUUUGACAUGCGAGAGGAAAUUCGGGAACUAUAACGUUGGGCAUUAUAUACAUUACUUGUGUUUAACUGGAGAUAGUACACACUUGUAUAAAUCAGCAGGUUUUGUGUUCAUGCAUUAUCUCAAAUGCAGUUAUGAGCAUUAUAUGAGUUCUGUUAAAUAUACAAUAAGGUUUUGAAUGUGUUGGAAUUACAAUAAAAAAUGUUGCAUUAAAGAAAGUCUUUUUUUUCGUCAUGCGGUCAUUGUUAUUUAUCUGUAGGAGCGAAAACUUCAACAAAUAAAAAGACACCACGUGGCGUUU